Odontomachus brunneus is the source of this 2804-nucleotide messenger RNA. RefSeq names its product acetylcholine receptor subunit beta-like 2 (gene nAChRbeta2). The coding region runs from base 245 to 1831 and encodes 528 amino acids. Lineage: Eukaryota; Metazoa; Arthropoda; Insecta; Hymenoptera; Formicidae. Gene Ontology annotation, molecular function: transmembrane signaling receptor activity; acetylcholine-gated monoatomic cation-selective channel activity. The record is from RefSeq and is a predicted model, not a curated record. The transcript has 12 exons. Gene Ontology annotation, biological process: signal transduction; monoatomic ion transmembrane transport; chemical synaptic transmission. Gene Ontology annotation, cellular component: postsynaptic membrane; neuron projection; synapse.
GUGGGAUGCUGACCACCCGACGCUUCGCCGAUCGCACGCCGCACCGUUCAGCACGCUGAAAACGUUUUGUUAUCGCCGCCCGUUCCUUUUUUACGCUCCUUAUUGUAAGAUCACCGCCGGAGUACCAUCGCAUUCGCAUCACACGACGAAACUGAGGGCUGAAGCCGAUCCUCCGAAGCUGAGAAAGAGAGAAGCACGCCCCAAGUGCUUCGCCCCCGCGACGCGUUUGUAAACAGUGACGAGAAUGCGGAUAGCGGUGUUCACUGUCUUGCUCAAUGUCCUCGGCAUCAUUCACGGGCUCAAGGUUUACGAAGCCAAUCCCGAUACGAAGAGGCUCUACGAUGAUUUACUGUCCAACUAUAAUAGACUGAUACGUCCUGUUAUUAAUAAUACGGAGACUCUGACCGUCUGGCUGAUGUUGAAGUUGUCGCAAUUGAUAGAAAUGAAUUUAAAGAACCAAGUGAUGACAACGAAUGUCUGGGUGGAGCAGAAAUGGUUUGACUACAAAUUGCAGUGGGAUCCGCAGGAAUACGGCGGUGUGGAGAUGUUAUACGUGCCUUCCGAAAAUAUAUGGCUUCCAGACAUCGUGCUGUACAACAACGCGGAUGGGAAUUACGAAGUGACGCUGAUGACGAAAGCCACGCUGAAGUAUACCGGCGAGGUAUUCUGGAAACCACCGGCCAUUUACAAAUCGUCCUGCGAGAUCAACGUGGAAUAUUUUCCGUUCGAUGAGCAGUCGUGCAUCAUGAAAUUCGGCUCGUGGACGUACAACGGUGCUCAGGUGGACCUGAAGCAUAUGAAGCAAGUGCCUGGUAGCAAUGUCGUCUCGAUCGGUAUAGAUCUCACCGAUUUCUAUCUGUCAGUGGAAUGGGAUAUUCUGGAAGUACCAGCAGCGCGCAACGAGGAAUAUUACCCGUGUUGCGAAGAACCUUAUUCAGAUAUUACAUUCAACAUCACGAUGAGGAGGAAAACUCUAUUUUAUACCGUCAAUCUGAUUAUUCCAUGCGUCGGCAUCACGUUUAUGACGGUGCUAGUUUUUUACCUGCCUAGCGACUCCGGUGAAAAGGUGUCACUGUGUUCCUCCAUUCUUCUCUCACUGACGGUGUUCUUCCUGCUGUUAGCCGAAAUCAUUCCGCCGACAUCGCUCGCCAUACCUUUGCUCGGGAAAUACUUAUUGUUCACAAUGAUUUUAGUCACCUUGUCCAUUUGGAUCACCGUCUGCGUCUUAAAUGUGCAUUUCCGAUCGCCUUCCACGCAUAACAUGUCGCCGUGGGUGAGACAAGUGUUUCUAAAUUGGAUGCCGAGGGUGUUGCUGAUGCGUCGCACACCGUACUCUACGCCCGAAUACGACGACACUUACGUGGAUAACGGAUAUACCAAUGAAAUAGAUUUCAGCGUGAGCGACUAUCCGCUGGAAAUUAAAGGAAGCCCAAACAGAUUCGACACCGUCACCUCGGUGUACAAAAUUAGGGACGACGAUGCACGGCACAUACCACACGCGUCAGUUACUGACAGCGAGAACACAAUGCCGAAACACUUAUCCCCGGAUGUUAUAUUAGCUCUCAAGGGAGUACGUUUUAUUGCUCAGCAUAUAAAAGACGCGGACAAAGAUAAUGAGGUCAUAGAGGAUUGGAAAUUCGUGUCUAUGGUCUUGGACAGAUUCUUUCUUUGGGUGUUUACGUUCGCGUGUUUCGGCGGCACACUGGGCAUAAUUUGUCAGGCGCCCAGUCUAUACGACAAGCGGGAACCCGUGGACCAACGACUCUCCGGUAUAUCAUUGCGCAAUUACAUGUACCCGCCAGGUAACGGGACUUCCUUCCAGGAAGAAUAAGUCUACUAAGGCACAGAUCAAGUUGUCUCGCAGACUGUACGUGGGAGAGAAGUAAACGGGCACGUUACAUCGUACGCGUCAUCGCUGAAACUACUACGUUUGGCACCUUCGCCCCGCUCGUCUCCACCAGAAAAUUUAUCCAUAUUUUUUAACGAACAUAACUUCCGGGAGAAGAGAGAUAUCGAAUUAUUCAUCACAACGAAGAACAAGUACACCGACACUGUCUUAUUGAAUAAACGCGCUCGUCACGAUGAUAUGUAUCGUUUGGAACAAGAGUGAAGCAAAUUGAUCUCUAUAGAUUCCUUCGAAUACCUCUAUUCCUACAAUUAUAUACUGCGAAUCCUCUUGUCAAUUACUUCACUUUCGUUCUGAACGCAAAUGGAUACUCCUUAUUGUCAGAUAAUCCGACGUGUUUUCUGAAUUAACAUAAAGAUUAAUAUUGCCAUUGUCUAUUGAAACACGCAGGAAGAACUUACUGGAUCUACCAACCGAUAUUUACAUGUAUUCGUUUUUCCACUUAAGAAGAUCUUCCGAAACGAAAUACUAGAUAUUAUAUACGAGAAUUACAGAUUAGGCUAUAGUUUAAGCGAUUUAUUAACCCUGAUCAAGUUAAACACACUUCUCACACGAUGAAUUUAAUUAAUGACGAUGACAGCACAAUGAUAUCACACUGAGAAAGAGGUGUGCGUACGAGCAAAGCACGAAACAGAUUGCAUAUGCAAGAUCUUAUGUCAAGGUUAAUAAAAGGCUUAUGCUACAAAAGAUGGAGGUAACUUUAUUUUCAUUUACGUUACAUAUGGACCAAUCUCUCUUAAAAUAGUGAAAAUUGUAUUAAAAUACUUGCUUAUCUCAGUCAGAUCGGAUCUUGAUUUUUUAGCACUAAAUUCAGUUCACCAAGUGAAGUCGAUGAAGCAUGAGCUGUAUUUAUAAUCUCGGAAUGCAAUGCAGUGAGUAAAGAGAGUUAUAAAAGAAA